AUGCGAUACGGUGGAGCUGGCGAUGGCGAUGCGACUGGUGGAUUUUGGUGGAGUUUGCAUUUCAGAUGGGAUCUGGUCAGUAAGGCUGAGAAAAAACGACGCAAAUCGGUCACGGAACAUGUCCGGUCACCAACAAUGGCGGGCGGUUUAUUAGCAGCAAAUCGUAAAUAUUUUCUUGAAGUCGGUGGUUAC
Molecule: messenger RNA, 192 nt
Organism: Anisakis simplex (herring worm)
Lineage: Eukaryota; Metazoa; Nematoda; Chromadorea; Rhabditida; Anisakidae
Source: the annotation of a GenBank genome assembly